This is a messenger RNA of Monoraphidium neglectum, 165 nucleotides long. RefSeq lists its product as hypothetical. The record is from RefSeq and is a predicted model, not a curated record. The coding region runs from base 1 to 165 and encodes 54 amino acids. The transcript has 2 exons. NCBI's taxonomy places the organism in Eukaryota, Viridiplantae, Chlorophyta, Chlorophyceae, Sphaeropleales, Selenastraceae.
AUGGAGGACGCCACCUCAGUGCGCGCAGCGGUUUCUCAGUACUAUGGCGAGACGAUUCAGAAGACGGAGGACCUGAAGACCUCGGCCUGCUGCACCGCCAAGGCGCCAGCCCCCGAGGUGAUCGCGGUGCUCCGCCGCAUCCCUGAGGAGAUCAGGUCAAAGUGA